This is a messenger RNA of Porites lobata, 531 nucleotides long. The record is from the annotation of a GenBank genome assembly. Lineage: Eukaryota; Metazoa; Cnidaria; Anthozoa; Scleractinia; Poritidae.
AUAUCUUCAGAGCAAGUCAAAAAAGCUUUGGAGUCACAUGGUGGCGUACAAAGUGUUGUUCCGUAUGUGGUGGAGUAUCCAGAGUCAGCCAGUAAGUGCCCCACGCCGCACAUUCCAGACGCAAGUCUUCUCCAUAACUACCAGUAUUGUAACGACCGCCUAAAGGUAUCAAAAGCAUACAAUAUUGGCACCGGGAAAGUGGUUGUAUGGAAGAAUCUUGAUAAGGAUGGCAAGAUACUACCGUCUGAAAUUAGAAUCAUUGAGAGCGGAUCACAGGGGAAUAGUGAAUCUAUCAAGAAAGAGAAUACUUUCUUGGUGGCAGAACCGCCUGGUCCGGUGAGACCUGUAAGGUCACCCAAAGAAUCUGGAAACGAGGACAGAGAUUGCGAUCUGUCCAGCUGCCCUGAACCAGGGUGCGUCAAGCAGUACAUUACAAUGGGCAAGCUUGAAAAGCACAUCGCUGCAGAGAAACACUCCUCUCAAGACGUUUCUGAACCCCUUGGAGAUAAAGUAAUCAAGAAAUGGGCCAAA